Messenger RNA from Eupeodes corollae, 3492 nucleotides. RefSeq lists its product as uncharacterized. Gene Ontology annotation, biological process: calcium ion import across plasma membrane. Gene Ontology annotation, molecular function: protein binding; calcium channel activity. Lineage: Eukaryota; Metazoa; Arthropoda; Insecta; Diptera; Syrphidae. The transcript has 11 exons. Gene Ontology annotation, cellular component: membrane. The coding region runs from base 120 to 3428 and encodes 1102 amino acids. The record is from RefSeq and is a predicted model, not a curated record.
AUGGUUAAAAACAAUUUUUCAAAGAGUUGAUUGAUCAAACACUCCCGAUGGAAAAUAUAUGAGGAGUAUUCUCACUUUGUUUAUCGAGUACUGUUUGCAAGAAGUUUAUUUCUCCAAAAAUGAGAUUUCCAUUUAAUAAAUGUUUCCGAAAAAAGGAACCAGAAAUGAAGCCAGGAGCAAUUCUGGAUCAAGUUAUUUCCCAGUCAUCGGCAACGGCUAACAGAUGCCUUCUCUAUAAGUUAGCCGACUACAAAAGAGGAGGAGAUUUGAUAGAUGCUAUCAAUACUGGCGGUUUGGUUGCGGUGGAACAACUGAUUAGAGAACAAUUUGGAGUUUUCAUGUAUAACGAGGGCAAGGGACAGGUCAUUAAUAGACCAGAAUUCCUUUGCUGGAAGUACAGGGACCACACUGAGGUGAGGAUUCCAAUUGAGGCGUCUCUUUCAAUACACGAUCCAUUGGGAAAAUGGAAAGACCACAAAGCGUGUUGGCAGAUGCAGUAUCGAGGUGCUCUGGGAGAGAGUCUACUGCAUGUCUUGAUAAUAUGUGAUUCAAAAAUUCAUACAAAAUUAUCGCGAAUAUUGCUGCGUGUCUUCCCCAAUCUAGCUUUGGACGUGAUGGAAGGCGAAGAGUAUUUGGGUGCGAGUGCUUUGCAUUUGGCAAUCGCCUACAGCAACAAUGAGUUGGUAGCUGAUCUGAUUGAAGCUGGGGCAGAUAUAAAUCAACGAGCUAUUGGAAGUUUCUUCCUUCCAAGAGACCAACAAAAAUCAAAUCCUGCCAAGACAACGGACUAUGAAGGUUUGGCCUAUAUGGGGGAGUAUCCGUUGGCAUGGUCUGCGUGCUGUACAAACGAGAGCGUCUAUAAUUUACUCCUAGACCAUGGAGCUGAUCCCGAUGCACAAGACUCAUUUGGAAAUAUGAUUCUGCAUAUGGUUGUUGUGUGUGAUAAAUUGGACAUGUUUGGUUAUGCCUUGCGGCAUCCGAAAACACCCGCAAGAAACGGCAUAGCAAAUCAUUCUGGACUCACGCCCCUUACGCUUGCCUGCAAGCUGGGACGAGCAGAGGUUUUCCGUGAGAUGUUGGAGCUAUCGUCUCGUGAAUUCUGGCGUUACAGUAACAUCACUUGUUCUGGAUAUCCUCUUAACGCUCUGGACACUCUACUACCAGAUGGACGGACAAAUUGGAACUCAGCAUUAUUCAUUAUUUUGAAUGGAACAAAAGAAGAGCAUUUGGAUAUGCUUGACGGAGGCAUCAUCCAACGUCUUUUGGAGGAAAAAUGGAAGACAUUUGCUCGCAAUCAAUUCUUAAAACGUCUUCUCAUUCUUUUUAUACAUUUAUUUUUUCUUUCCAUCUCGGUUUAUCUGCGUCCCGUGAGAACUGACUUGGCCAGUGAAGACGCUGAUCCUGAAGAUCCCGAUGAAAAUGGUGGAAUUGAGCAGUCUGCAGACGCACAAAAUAUUCUUCGAUAUUGUGCCGAAAUUGCCACAAUUGCUGGGGUCUUGAGUUAUGUCAUCUUUCAGCAAGGUGACGAGGUUAAGAAUCAAGGACUUUCUGCAUUCCUUAAACAAUUGUCACAUGCACCAGCUAAGGCUAUAUUCCUGCUUUCCAACCUUCUGAUCUUAGCUUGCAUACCAUUCCGGAUGAUGGGCGAUAUUGACACGGAGGAGGCUAUAUUGGUAUUUGCUGUUCCUGGAAGUUGGUUUUUGUUGAUGUUUUUCGCUGGGGCAGUUCGUUUGACUGGACCUUUUGUAACUAUGAUCUAUUCUAUGUUGACGGGAGACAUGUUCACGUUUGGCAUAAUUUACGCCAUUGUAAUCUUCGGCUUCUCCCAGGCUUUCUUCUUUCUUUUCAAGGGGCACCCUCAGUUGCAGUCAACUAUGUUCAACACAUUCCCUAGCACUUGGAUGGCUUUGUUUCAAACCACUUUAGGAGACUAUAAUUACCCGGACUUAAAUCAGACUUCCUAUCCGAAUUUGGCCAAAACCGUUUUCGUAACGUUUAUGAUUUUCGUACCGAUUUUGCUGCUGAACAUGUUGAUUGCUAUGAUGGGCAACACUUAUGCCCAUGUCAUUGAACAAUCUGAAAAGGAAUGGAUGAAGCAGUGGGCGAAAAUUGUUGUCACUCUAGAACGAGCAGUUCCCCAGACCGACGCCCAGAAGUACCUUGAAGCUUAUUCAAUUCCUCUGGGGGUUUCUGAUGAUACUGGCUUCGAGCAGAGAGGUGUAAUGGUCAUAAAGAGUAAAAAUAAAACCAGAGCGAAGCAGAGGAAAGGCGCUGUUUGCAAUUGGAAGCGAGUAGGCAAAGUAACAUUGAAUGCUCUUAAAAAACGCGGCAUGACUGGAGAACAAAUGCGUCGUCUUAUGUGGGGGCGAGCAUCAAUUUCGAGCCCGAUCAAAAUUACCAAAAAGAAACUAAAGGAUCCCUACAACCUAAAUCCUCAGCCAGGCUUUGAAAAUGCACUUAACGUCAUAAACUUUGGUCAAGCUUCUGCGACCACUAAUAUAAUGGACAAGUCGUUCGUUAGUGAUCCAUUCAGGGAUUUGGUCUUACAUUCCGAACUAUCAGAUGGAACUGAUCCUAAUUACAAAAAGUGUUUGGAAAAGUUGGCUAUUCAAGCUCGGACUCUGGUUGAACAAAAUUUGAAUACUGAUGGUAAACCAAUUGAUACCAAGGCUGUUCCUGUGCACGAAACGAAACCGAUAACACAGCCAGUAGGGACGGUGGCUGCGAAGACUGCACCAGCGGCUGCCGUGGCCGCGGCGUUGCCAAAACAAGAUCCAGAAAAUCCUGAAAUUUUGCAUAACUUAUUUCAAGAUCCAAAAUUUGCCGUAGAUCCGGUUAAGUUGGAAGAAUUUUAUAAAAUGCUUGAAGAAAUCGAUACCGAAGAGAGCGAUGCUGGUUGCAGACCAAUUUUGGGCAAGUUGUCUUUGGUGGGAAGAACUAAAAAUGCACUUUCAAGACCAGAAGCUGUCAAGAGUAUGGCUGGCGUUGGGUUUGAUGAGCUUGCUCGGGAUAUAUGGAAUACGCCAAAUAAGGAGGAAUCAUCUAGUCAAAGUGAAGAGAAAGAACAACAGGAAGAAGAAUUUAGUAUUACAAUUGAAGAUGAACCGAAACUUAUUGAACAAUCUUCAGAAACCGAACAGGAAACAGGAAAUGAAGAAAUAGUUACUGCUCAGGAUGUACAUCGGGCAAUGGCACAGCUUCAUCUCAAGAGAAGACAAUUCCCUCAAGACGAUGCAACUCGACGAGCUAAAAGCGCAAGGAUUCGCAAAAAGAACAAAGUAUGUCCCGAAAAUAUUGAGAAUGCACAAUAUCGUCAGCAAUCAGCUCCUUUUGAUAAACUUGGCAGAAGACAAACUUCUCAGGAUCCCCUUGAGCCCUGGAGCACUCGUGAACUAGGAGAUAUCAAUAAAAUUUUGGGCUACAAAUAAGUUAAGAAUUUGUAAAGAAUUUCAUUGUAAAAUGCGUUUAAAUAAAACAAAACAAUGCACACGA